Molecule: messenger RNA, 1735 nt
Organism: Prosopis cineraria
Lineage: Eukaryota; Viridiplantae; Streptophyta; Magnoliopsida; Fabales; Fabaceae
Product: 26S proteasome non-ATPase regulatory subunit 12 homolog A-like
Exons: 12
Coding region: 124-1452 (442 amino acids)
Cellular component (GO): proteasome regulatory particle, lid subcomplex; nuclear proteasome complex; cytoplasm
Source: RefSeq, a predicted model, not a curated record
CUAGGCCCAUCGCACCGUGAGGCUCCAUAAAGAGUGACCAUUUUCCUGACGGGCACGUUUCCUUCGUUUUCUCAAUUAUCGGCGUCUGAGUUUCUGAAUUGGAGAUCUCUCUCGCCCACAACCAUGGAGAGCACGGGAAAUUUAGACGCCAAAAUAGAGCAAUUGUUGAAUGUAGAGAAGCAGAUGAGACUCGCCGGCGACGUUUCCGGCACUAAAAAAGCCGUCACUGACAUUUUGCAGCUGUGCUUUGAAGCACGAGCCUGGAAAACUCUCAAUGACCAGAUUAUUGUCUUGUCGAAACGACGCGGUCAGCUUAAGCAGGCUGUAACAGCUAUGGUCCAGCAGGCCAUGCAGUAUAUUGAUGAGACACCAGACCUUGAUACUCGUAUAGAACUCAUCAAAACUUUAAAUAGUGUGUCUGCUGGGAAGAUAUAUGUUGAGAUUGAGAGAGCUAGGCUGAUAAAGAAACUUGCAAAGAUUAAGGAACAACAAGGGCAUAUAGCUGAAGCUGCUGAUUUGAUGCAAGAAGUUGCGGUGGAAACUUUUGGUGCCAUGGCAAAAACUGAGAAAAUUGCUUUCAUUCUUGAGCAAGUUCGUUUGUGCCUAGAUCGCCAAGAUUAUGUUCGUGCUCAAAUACUUUCAAGAAAGAUUAGUCCAAGAGUAUUUGAUGCAGAUGCAUCUAAGGAGAAGAAAAAACCUAAAGAAGGUGAUAAUGUGGUUGAGGAGCCUGCUGAAGAUAUACCCUCACUGUUGGAAUUGAAGCGGAUUUACUAUGAAUUAAUGAUUCGGUAUUAUUCUCAUAACAACGAUUACCUUGAGAUUUGCCGAUGCUAUAAGUCCAUAUAUGAGAUUCCAUCUGUCAAAGAAAAUCCAACCCAGUGGAUACCAAUCCUGAGGAAAAUAUGUUGGUACUUAGUUCUAGCCCCAUAUGAUCCAAUGCAAUCCAGCCUUCUCAAUUCCACCUUGGAAGAUAAAAAUCUUUCUGAAAUUGCAAAUUUCAAGUUGUUGUUGAAACAGCUUGUCACCAUGGAGGUCAUCCAAUGGACAGGUCUUUGGGAUGCAUAUAAGAAUGAGUUUGAGAAUGAGAAGAACUUGCUUGGAGGAUACUUGGGAGACAAAGCAGCAGAAGAUCUGAGGGAAAGAAUUAUAGAACAUAACAUUCUUGUUGUGUCAAAGUACUAUUCAAGGAUCACUUUGAAGAGACUUGCAGAGCUUUUGUGUCUCAGCAUCCAGGAGGCUGAGAAGCAUCUCUCUGACAUGGUUGUAUCCAAGGCACUGGUGGCAAAGAUCGACAGACCUAUGGGAAUAGUUUGUUUCCAAAGUGCAAAGGAUAGCAAUGACAUUCUAAACUCCUGGUCAGCAAACUUGGAGAAAUUGCUUGAUCUUGUGGAGAAGAGCUGUCAUCAAAUACAUAAAGAAACCAUGGUGCAUAAGUCUGCAUUGAAGGUUUAAAAAGGUUGUUCCAUAACAAAUGUGAUUUUGGAUUGAAGUUGCAUGAUCAGGAUGAUCCUUUGAAUUGCCCUAGGUGGGGUUGGUGAGGAAUAGCAUUGAUCGAAAGUUCCUUUAUCAUUUUAUUUUGUCUCAGGCGUUCAGGGUAGAGUUGGAUAGAUGCUUUUUUAGUACUGAAAAGUAACAUUGUUGUAUACUACUGAUACAUAUUUUACCACUGACUAAUGGCAGGAUCCUUAACGGGCUUCUUUGUAGCAGUGGGGAAAAAAUUGAGUGCCUUCAUUUA